Messenger RNA from Lepus europaeus (European hare), 3163 nucleotides. It is a transcript of the gene PRC1, whose product is annotated as protein regulator of cytokinesis 1. Gene Ontology annotation, cellular component: cytoplasm; spindle; mitotic spindle midzone. The transcript is spliced from 15 exons. Gene Ontology annotation, biological process: microtubule cytoskeleton organization; mitotic spindle midzone assembly. The record is from RefSeq and is a predicted model, not a curated record. Gene Ontology annotation, molecular function: microtubule binding. Lineage: Eukaryota; Metazoa; Chordata; Mammalia; Lagomorpha; Leporidae. The coding region runs from base 125 to 1975 and encodes 616 amino acids.
AAAUUCCGCGGGGCUCAACGGCUCUCGGAGUGGCGACUCGGAGCGAGGUUGCCGGUGUUGCCUACGCUCGGGCUGUGGUGGAGUCGGCCGGGGCCUCGACGCCCGGCUGCGUGGCGCGUCCGCCAUGAGUGGAAGUGAGGUGUUGGUGGAGGAGUCCAUAAAAUGUUUCCAGAAGGCCUUAAAUUACCUCUGGGAAAUUUGGGAAUCGAUUGGCAUUCCGGAGGAUCAGAAGCAGCAGCGAACUGAGGUUGUGAAAAAGCACGUCAAGGAGCUCCUGGAUAUGAUGAUUGCGGAGGAGGAGAGCCUGAAGGAGCGGCUCGUCAAGAGCAUUUCCAACUGUCAGAAGGAGCUGAACACCCUGUGCAGCGAGUUACGCGUGGAGCCCUUUCAGGAAGAAGGAGAAACAACCAUCCUGCAACUGGAGAAGGAUUUGCGCACUCAGGUGGAGUUGAUGCGAAAACAGAAAAAGGACAGAAAGCAAGAGCUGAAGCUGCUCCGAGAGCAAGAUCAGGAACUGUGUGAGAUCCUUUGCAUGCCUCUCCACGAGGUGGACAGCGCCUCGGUGCCCAGCCUGGAGGAGCUGACCCAGUUCCGACAGCGCGUGGCCACUUUGAGGGAGACGAAGGCGUCCAGGCGUGAGGAGUUUGUCAGCCUAAAGAGGCAGAUCAUCCUGUGUAUGGAAGAACUGGACCACACCCCGGACACCAGCUUUGAGAGGGACGUGGUGUGUGAAGAUGAAGAUGCCUUCUGUUUGUCCCUGGAGAAUAUUGCGACACUACAGAAGCUGCUGUGGCAGUUGGAAAUGCGAAAAUCACAAAACGAAGCAAUGUGUGAGGGGCUUCGGGCUCAAAUCCGAGAGCUGUGGGACAGGUUGGAAAUACCCACUGAAGAGCGAGAAGCUGUGGCCACGGUUAUGACUGGGUCGAAGGCCAAGGUCAGGAAAGCGCUGCAGCUAGAAGUGGAUCGGUUGGAGGAGCUGAAGAUGCAGAAUAUGAAGAAAAUGAUUGAGGCCACGCGCGUGGAGCUGGCGCAGUACUGGGAGCAGUGCUUCUACAGCCAGGAGCAGAGACGAGCUUUCGCCCCCUACUAUGCCGAGGACUACACGGAGAACCUGCUGCAGCUCCACGACGCUGAGAUCGUGCGGUUACGGAACUACUACGAAGUCCACAAGGAGCUCUUUGAAGGGGUCCAGAAGUGGAAGGAGAGCUGGGAGCUGUUCCUGGAGUUCGAGCGGAAAGCUUCCGAUCCGGCUCGGUUUACGAACCGCGGAGGGAAUCUGCUGAAGGAGGAGAAGCAGCGCGUCAAGCUCCAGAAGACACUCCCAAAGCUGGAGGAGGACCUGAAGGCGCGGAUCGAGAUGUGGGAGCAGGAGCACUCGAUGGCGUUUGUGGUGAACGGGCAGAAAUUCGUGGAGUAUAUGGCAGAGCAGCAGGAACUGCACCGACUGGCCAAGGAGAAAGCCAAACAGGAGCGACAGCUGAAGAACAAGCAGACGGAGCGGGUGCUCGGCGGCACUCCUCGAACCCCGGGCAAGCGGCAAGGACUGGCCCCCAGCACGCCGAGCAAGCUGCGCAAGCUGAACCCCAGCAACGCCAGCACCAUAGGCAGCAGUAGCAGUCGGCCUCUGUUUGGGGGCACCAUCUGCCGCUCCCCCGUGCCCCGACUGCCUCCUUCUGGCAGCAAGCCAGCCCUCACGUCCUCCUGCUCGGGGAAGAAGACGCCCCGUGCCAGCCGGUACGCAGCCGCCAAGGAGAACCUAGAGGUCAAUGACAGCAUCCUGAGUGGUGGGUACCCCAGCUCGGCCCCCCUCCAGUGCAACUUCAGCCUUAAUUCUGUUGCCAGCACCUAUUCUCAGUUUGCGAAGAACCCGUCCCUGUCUGACAGCUCCACUGUUGGGCUUCAGCGAGAACUUUCAAAGGCUUCCAUGUCUGAUGCCACGUCUCGAAUCCUUAACUCCACCAACAUCCAGUCGUGAGGCCUCCGGCAGUCGCCAGGCUGUGGCUUCCUGUGCCGACACAGAACCGAAUUAGACGGGGGCUUUGAUUUUCCUUCAGCAUAGGCGUGCUUGAACCCUGGACGUCCCUGGGCCCACCUCACAGACGUGGGCAGCGUGCCCAGCCAAAGUCCAGCGUAGGCUUAGUGCGGGUCCUUAGAGGCUGGGCUUGGUUUUUAUUCGAGAUACAUUAAAACGUUGUUUCUAGCAGUAAGCGCAGAUAUUGUCACGGGGACCUGAUCGCUCCACCCCAUAAUUCCACUCGCUUAAGCAUGGCCACGGCUUGUUUUAUUUCACGUUGUGCUAACUCUAUCCAACCGUGGAGGGUGGACAGGAAGUGACUUCCUCAUAGGAGCACCCUCGGCUCGGGGUGCUGGGGUCAUGCUGCGGCUGUGCCAGCUCUGCUGUUCCCACAGUGGCCCGUCUGCAGCCGCCAGCGACCCGCGGGGACAGGAGGCGGCGGCUCCCUUGUCGAGCUGCGUGUGGCUGUGGUUCAUAGUGCAAUGCCCUUUGUGGGUGUGUGUGUGUGUCCAUGUGUGACAACACAGGUCUGUGUGAACUCUGUCUCCUCAGAGGUUUUCUCUGGUCUAGUCGCCCAUCCCUGUGCCCACUGUGGCUCAGUCCUCUGUCCCCUGUGCUGCCAGCCCGGUGGGAGGCUCUGGGAUUUUGCACACGUCACUACUGGGAGUCAUUCCUGCUCUGGGCCAUCCGUGCCGAGGCUCCGCCUCCCGUGUCCAUCACUACUGUUCUUCCCAAAGCACUAUUAUUUAUUCCUGUCUGCCUGCACCGUACUGCUGUCAGCACAUUAAAUGGCUCUCAAAAGCUCACCUGUGUCGGCCAUGCUGUUUAGUCACGUGUACGUAUGUCCUGUUUUUAUUAUCCUGGAAGUGUGCACUCUAAAGCUACAUCAGGGCAGGUGUCUGGUUAAGAAGCCGGUCUUAAAGACGCCGGUGUCCCACACGGGAGUAGCCAGGGCCCGGCCCCGCCAGCACCCUGCUAACGCAGACCCCGGGAGGCGCUGGUGAUGGCUCCAGUGAUUCGGGUUCCUGCCACCCACGGGGGAGACGUGGAAUUUGUUCCUGACUUCAGCCCAGCCCAGCUAUUGUGGGCAUUUGGGGAAAAAACACAGAUUGGAAGUUCUCUUGUCAAAUAAAUCUUUUUCUUUAAAAA